This is a messenger RNA of Knipowitschia caucasica, 207 nucleotides long. The record is from the annotation of a GenBank genome assembly. NCBI's taxonomy places the organism in Eukaryota, Metazoa, Chordata, Actinopteri, Gobiiformes, Gobiidae.
AUGCACAUCACCCCCAACCGUACACCCGAGCUAUGGCUGCUCUACAACAGAGUCACAAAAGCCUUCAACCAUCCUGCAUGGAACAAGCCAUCCUUCUUCCCCAAACCCAUCCGACUCGUCCGGAACUCCCCGCCAAGCAUGUCCAUAUUGCGGCAUCCCAGACCACCAUCUCAGCGUCUGCCCGGACUUUCGUCGUCUAUCCCCUGA